AUGAAGUUCCUCCAGACUCUCAGCACCGCUGUGCUUGCGCUUUCCUCUCUCGUCAGCGCAGCAAACUUCUCGAACCCACUCAAGAAGACUGAUGGCUCUGAUCCUCACAUCGUCUGGACUGGAGGAUACUACUACCUCAUGACCACGACAUGGACCAACCUUCAGAUCAUCAGGGCCAAGACACUUGAAGGUCUGAAGACCGGAGAGAAGAAGACCGUCUGGACCGACACCAACACCAACAGGCCUGAGCUCCACUACUUCGACGGCGUGUGGUACAUCUACUACACAGCCGGCAGCAGCGCCAACCUGGACCUGCAACGUCCACACGUCCUCAAGGGCGGUGCCGAUCCCUUCCAGUCCUACUCUUACCUCGCAACCCUGACCAGUACCUGGGGUAUCGAUGGAAGCAUCGUCCGCUUCAGCUCCUGGGGCAAUUACUUCGUCUGGUCCUGCAUGUCCGACAGUCUUCAGUCGCUCUGCAUUGCACCUCUCACCUCGCCCGGCAAGAUUGGUGCCACAAAAGUGCUCUCGCAACCCACCCAAAGCUGGGAGAAGAACGGCGCACCCGUCAUGGAAGGCCCUGCUGCCAUGUACUAUGGCGGUAAGACCUAUCUCACCUACUCUGCUAGCUACUGCUGGACUGCCCAGUACAGCUUGGGUCUUCUCACCUGGAGCGGAAGCGGUGACCCAUCUCUAAGUGCCAGCUGGGCUAAGUCUGGACCCGUCUUUACCUCUGCGAACAGCAACUAUGGACCUGGACACAAUGGCUUCUUCACCAGCCCCGACGGCAAGGAGAUUUGGAACGUAUACCACGCUACUGCCAACAGCGCAGGAGCUUGCGAUGGCAACCGAUACACUAUGGCGCAGAAGGUCAACUGGAAUUCCAAUGGCACACCAAACUUUGGCACUCCCGGGAAGCUGGGCACUACCAUUACUGGUCCUUCCGGAGAGUAG
This is a messenger RNA of Macroventuria anomochaeta, 954 nucleotides long. Its product is annotated as glycoside hydrolase family 43 protein. Gene Ontology annotation, biological process: carbohydrate metabolic process. The record is from RefSeq and is a predicted model, not a curated record. Gene Ontology annotation, molecular function: hydrolase activity, hydrolyzing O-glycosyl compounds. Lineage: Eukaryota; Fungi; Ascomycota; Dothideomycetes; Pleosporales; Didymellaceae. Bases 1 to 954 code for a protein of 317 amino acids. The transcript has 5 exons.